AUGGUUGACGAGAAUGCAACGAGUCAAGGAGGAAGUAACUACGGCAGCGGUGGAAACCUGCAAAGCGGGCCUCUGCCGGUAGUGACGGAGUCACCGUUCCAAAUCACAGGCAUGCUGGCACCAACACCUUGGUUAACUCCGUCGCCGCCGUGCCCCCUCUGCUUGUCGAGAAACAACUACAUGGAGAAGUAUGUGUUAACGCUUGAAGGCGUUUGUUGCACAAGAGCAACAUGGGUGCCGUGCCUCAACCUCCCUCCGGAGAUACUGCAGUCCAUUCAAACGAUUGAAGAUGUCAGACGGCUGGGCAGGUUUUCAGAAUUGUUCUACGACGCUUACUUGGGAGACACGUUCUUAAUCAAAAGAUGUGCAAGAAUAUCGCUGAAUACCAUGGGAUGGAUGUAUCAUGACGACACAGGUCGUUGGAUCAUGCCACUUCCAGGGCAGACAGUGCUUUCUGAUCGUGGCAUUCAAGGCUGCUUCAUAGAGUUCGAUUUCUUAACGUGGAGUUUGAAGUAUGUCCAGGAUUUCUUUUUUCAGUUCACUUUUGCUGACAGCCUUUUGUAUGUCAACAACCGUCAAAUGUAG
Molecule: messenger RNA, 585 nt
Organism: Soboliphyme baturini
Lineage: Eukaryota; Metazoa; Nematoda; Enoplea; Dioctophymatida; Soboliphymatidae
Source: the annotation of a GenBank genome assembly